AUGUCGGACCACUCGCGCUCGUCGGAGACCUCCAGCGUACAAGAGGAAGAGUUCCAAGGUCCAAGGUGGCGAGAGGAUAUCGACAUCGUUGUAAUUCAUGGCGAUGAAGAUGGAAAAAAGUGUUCGCCGGAUCUGGAAAAUGCUAAACCGCUGCAAGACUCCCUGUUUGACCGAAUCGGCGAGAUUCGAGAAAAAAUAAUUUUUGAGUACGAUGUUGGGGCAACGUUCGGGGCUGGCAAAACCGCUGGCUUUGAUGAAGCGGCCGUGAACUUGCUUGAGACCAUCUGCAAAAGCGACAACAAGAAUGAAAAUGCAAAUGGAGCCGGUGGAAGCAGAAACAAUAGUCUUGUUCCCUUGGUAAUGAUUGCUCAUGGUUUGGGUGGCCGCAUUGUGCAAAGAGCCUUAUGCAUGGCUAGGCGGAGCUUGAAGUAUCGAUCGAUUGAACUUCGAACCGAAUUGCUGAUGUUUGUUGGCACACCACAAGUCUCGUCAAAAUACGACGAGUUGAUGGGUGAUCUACUUUGGAGUGACGUGAGACGGGAAUUUCUGUCUUUUGCAUUGCGCUAUCGUAUUAUAUCCAUCAACCAAGACCUCGAGAUCGGUUCGUCGAGGGACAUCUUCUUCUUGGAUUGUCCGACGGAAAAGCGCCUGACUCGCAACACGCAAUACAUGGAUCUGGGUCAAUUUUCCCUGGAAGACGAAGACCUCAUGGUAUUGACUAGGGAGACUGAAAGUCUCCUGAAGCCAAGCCAUUUUGACGAUUAUUACGACGAAUACCUUGCUGUUUUGCAAUUUAUGAAUAAGAAGAGGUCUUUAAAGAUAUAUCAAGAUGAGCCCACGGCGCAAUCCCGAUCUUUCAAGUGGAUGGAACAAGAGCGUCCGAAGAUUGAAAGAUGGCUGUCGGAAUCGGCUUCCAGGAUCCUUCUCGUGAGCGGCGAUGAGGGCUUAGGCAUGCGUCCGGAAUCUCAACACCUGAUGGAGGAGGCAGAAGAACGGUACAAGGAGAGUGCUAUGAGUACCGUUUCCGCUUCAUUCACCUUUGACUCCUUUGACGAUCGUUUCAAUACCCUGGAGGCAUUGUUUACAUCGCUUGUCCUGCAACUUUUACUGGCCGAUCCAACUCUAUUCAGUCUCCUCGCCGAUGUCGAAGCGGGCUCUGUUGCAGAUAUGCUAUCGGACGACACCAAUGAACCAAUGGUAUCUCGACUCUGGCGCUUGAUGAAGACUUUGCUGUUAUACCGCAGGAGAUGCGCUAUCGUUUGCGGUAUCAACGCAAUUCAAGACUGCAAGUCAGAUUAUACGGCAUUUUUGGAAGAUCUCAAGAACCUUUGCAGUAUAUCGGAAGCAAACUUUAAAAUUGUCAUUACGAGUGUCUAUGACGGAACUACACUUAAGAUCCCUCUUAGCAUUGCCCUAGAUCAGGAGGAGGCCAUGAAGCUGCAGAGAGAUGAAGUCAUGAAGUCUGUAUCUAUAUUUAUCAGCACUAGACAUGAUUUGAAAGAGCUUGAACGCUACAUUGCGAGCACGAUAUUCGAGACGAUAGGCACAAACUUCUGGCAGGCCAACUUGCACCUCAAGUACCUGGAAAUGAGUAUGACGCAUACUACGCCAAAGUCUAUCAGAGACACGAUGACAUCGCUGGGCGCCGGACCAGCCCAGUCGAUUAUAAGCCGUUUUCUCCACAGGCUCAUAGAUCAUGGCAAAGAUCGGAGUCUAAGAAUGCUUGCAUGGAUUACCUACGGGUUUCGACCGCUUGAGCUUCCGGAGUUGGCCACCGCAAUGGCCCUGGAUUUCGUGGACCCAGUCUCUUCUGCUCAGAAACCAGUCUCUCUGGACUGCGACCCGAUAGAUGACUGGUAUUCUCGUGAUAUAUCAGUGGACAUUCAGCUCACUCUGAGGAACAUCUUGGAAAUUCGCGGUACGGCAGUGAGCAUCGCGAACCUACACCUGAGGAAAGCCGUCAUAGAAGAAGUAAGAAAAAGAGCAAACCGAUCAGAUCUAUCAUACAAAAUGGAAGGAGAAAAAUUCGAGGCGGCUGGGCUGUCCAGAAACAUUGACCACCUUACAAUUGCUCAGAUAUGUCUCGGCUAUCUCUCAGUAGAACGCAUGGAAAGAGUCUACGAACUUUUGGAUGGGCAGCAUCUGCUACAUUCAGGUCCUUACCAAGAUAACUUCUGCAUCUACGCUGCACAGUACUGGCCGGCUCAUUAUAGAUCUAUCGAGGGUCCUGCUGCUGAGGUUAUUACCGCAAUAAUGGAACGGCUUCAAUGCCCUCCCUGGCUCGCAGCAUGGAGGAAACUGAAUGAUCAUUUGGGGUAUCUUGAGCAUAAGAUUCCCGAAAUCCCAGAUUUUCAGGCACCAAUCUCUUUCUAUUGUGCUAGUCUGGGAUUGAGAGCUGCCCUUGAAGUAGCAUUGGAAAAGGAAGUUCAGAUGAUUGAUGACGAGAGCAAAGAUAUAAUCUUGAUGGCAGCAACAAGAUCAGGCGACCUGAAGACUGUAAAGUAUUUGCUUGCAAGAUUUGAUUAUCAACAUGAUUCUAUUUCCGAAGCCAUCGCAGGCCUGCUCAUGAGUGGAAACCAAGCUGUGAUAACAGAACUCUUGAAGAGAUUCCAGUGGGAGCAAGAGUCACCUGCUAUUACCUCUCUGUUAGAACAAGCUGCUUAUAUGAAUGGGCCUCCACUGCUAAUGCAGACUGCUGCCGACCAACUUAAACAGCACCAGAGUGGUUCAACGGCUCACUUACAGCCGGCUUUGCAUGCCGCGGUCAAAGUGGGCAACAAAGCCGCGGCAGAAAUCAUACUCGAUUUAAAAUUCUUAGCAACCAAGGCCACUAGAACAGCUACGGAUGAAGAAAGCCAAACACGAGACCCCGCAAGCAACUUAUUACACUUGGCCGUUGCAAACGGAAACGUCAACUUGCUAUCGAUGCUCGCCUCGGAAAACUUACCAAUCGAUAUGGUGGAUGAGAAAAACAGGACUUCACUUCAUCUUGCUUCUAUGCUGAGCUAUCAAAGCAUGGUCCGUCACUUGAUCUUGCGGAAAAUAGAUGUCAAUGCAAAGGAUGCUCUCGGUCGUACGGCUUUACAUUACGCGGCUCUUAUGGGUCACCUUGAAAUUGUAAAAGAGCUACUUUUACAAGAAGACAUUGCGAUUGAUGAAAUGGACGCUGCGGGAGAUACUCCAUUACUGUUGGCCACCAAAAUGCAACAAGGGGAGGUGGUAGAAGAGCUAUUGGAGAAAAAGGCAUCCCACAAGAAGUAUAAUAAGUUCGGGGAUACGGCUCUUCAUAUCGCCGUCCGGAAUGCGGACAAAUCUAUUGUUCAAUUGUUAACCGCAGAAGAGGAUGUGGACCUAGAGGCGAAGACAGUGGAUUCUUUGACACCCCUUCUCUUAGCUGCUGAAUGCGGUCACUUGGAUAUAUUCAAGCACCUUCUCAAUUCAGGGGCCGGAAAGCACGCUGAGAACGCUGCUGGAUUAACACCUCUGCAUCUGGCAGCGAAGAAUGGUCAUGUGGCUCUCGCAGAGUUUCUGAUCCAGAUCGGGGCGGAAAUCGAUUGCUUGGGUAAUGCGACGUCUCCGCCAUUCCAUCUCGCAGCCGAAGCGGGCCAUGUCGCCUUUGUGAAGAUGCUUCUUCAGCACAAUGCAAACAUCCAGAGAAGAAAUAGAUUGGGUCAGACUCCAAUCAUGAUUGCUUGCGAAGCUGGCAACGUGGAAACCGUGAGAUGUCUCGUAAACAAUGGAGCGGGACCGGAGGAGGCAUUAAGUGUUGCUGCCGCGCAGGGCUAUCGACAAAUAGUCGAGAUUCUUCUUAAAGCUCUUGAAUCUGAUGAUGAGUUGAAAUGGAAGCGGGAUUUCUUGAACAAGGCACUGCGUGAAGCCAUUGAAAAGAAUCAUCUGUCUAUUGCUAAGCGAAUUUUCGAGACGGGAGUUGACAUUGAAAGCAAAGAUUUUCUUGGAAACUCUCUUCUUGAUCAAGCUAUGCGUUCAGGAUCAGUUGAUAUGGUUCGCCUUGUGCUUGAACGUGGUGCGGAUGUCAAUCACAUUAGCAUAUAUGGGCACAGUGCUCUUCAUUUGGCUAUCAAAUACCAACUUGACGAGUGCGUCAAGUUGCUUGUUGGAGCUGGAGCCGAUGUGAACGUCUCAAAACACUGGGUUAUGCCUCCUCUGCAUUUCGCAGCAAGUUAUGGCACCCUUGCAUCUUUCACAAUGCUUCUAGACGCAACAGAGGACAUUGAAUUUCGCUCAAAAGUCAACAACACUACUUGCAUGUAUGCGGCGUGCAAUGUAGGCAGGAAUACGAGAAUUCUGGGAAGCGAGGAUACUGUGGAGAGAAUCAAACUACUUGAGGCGAAGGGCGCGAAUAUCAAAGCUCUCGGUGGAAAAUGGGGUUCUCCCUUACACGCUGCUAUAGCAAUGCGCUCCAGAUACACGGAUGCUCAAUCCUUAGAUGUGAUGGAGUAUUUACUUUUGCGAGGGGCUUCGGUAACCGACAAAGAUGAACAGGGCAGAAGUGCCGUUCAUAUUGCCGCCUCCACCAAGGGUAGCCUGGACAGCUUCAUCAAAAUACUUGGCCGAGACCCGAAUGGCCUGACACGACAAGAUACACAGGGCAGAACUGUCUGGCACCAUGCAACAGCUGCAGGGAACCUGCGUGUUCUGAAAUACAUCUCACGGCUCAUUUGCUCCGACGAUUGUGAAAAUGAAGAAUCAUCUCAGAUACCCAAGGAUCCACGCAUCAAAGACGCCAUCUCACAAGGCGAUAAACAUGGUUGGACCCCACUCAUGUGGUCUGGCAAACAGCAAAAACACCAAAUUGUCUCCUUUCUUGUUCAUCAUGGAGCUGAUGCCAAACACAUCUCUCGGUUAGAUUGGAACGCGGAUCACGUUGCAUUGUAUCAUGGUCAAAGGAACGUGAAAAGGCGACUGAACAAGAUGAAAUCGAAGGCGGACCGGACGGCGAAAGCGGAGGAGAGACUGAGGGAGUUACAGAGGCACAAUCCGGGCGCGGAGGCAGAUGAAGAAGAAGAAGAUGAUGAUAGCGAGCUAACCUCUGAUUCUGAUGCCUAUGACGGCUCGAAGAAGCCCAUACGCCCUGUUGAGGGGGCGGGCACAGUACUCAUUGACGGUAAACCCGUAGGCGAAGCCACUCGAAGACGGCUGCUUUGCGGCGGGUGUGCGACGACGUUUAAAUUAAAUGACGAAGACUGCAAAGAAGGGGAGAUGCCGCCUGCUCCUGGUACAGAUUCGGCGCAAGUGGACUGCGCUGUGCCGUUGCCAGUCACCGAUGAUGUAGAUAAACCUUACAUGGACUUGAUGUUUAGCUCUUGA
Molecule: messenger RNA, 5328 nt
Organism: Trichoderma aggressivum f. europaeum
Lineage: Eukaryota; Fungi; Ascomycota; Sordariomycetes; Hypocreales; Hypocreaceae
Exons: 4
Coding region: 1-5328 (1775 amino acids)
Cellular component (GO): nucleus; cytoplasm
Molecular function (GO): protein binding
Source: RefSeq, a predicted model, not a curated record